Vicia faba (fava bean) is the source of this 501-nucleotide messenger RNA. The record is from the annotation of a GenBank genome assembly. NCBI's taxonomy places the organism in Eukaryota, Viridiplantae, Streptophyta, Magnoliopsida, Fabales, Fabaceae.
AUGUAUUCCAAAACAACAGUAGUUCACAUCCUAGGCCUUUUGGCUUGGCUUGUUCAUAUCUCCUCAGAGGUAUCAGCUAGGGUUUUCACUGAAACUUCCUCUAAUACCCAAAAGGAUGUUGAAAAUAUAAAUGAAAAUAAAGUCAGCUAUGGAGAUUACGGAGGCUUUGGCGGUGUUUAUCCGGGUAAUCGCAAUUACCUGAAUAAUGGUCGUGGAUAUUAUGGUGGUUAUCCUAAUGGUGGUUUUUAUCCGAAUAACGGUUAUCUGAUUAAUGGUGGUGGUUACGGAGGCGGUUAUCCGAUUAAUGGUGGCAGUAACGUUGGUAAUGGUGGUUAUGGUCUUGGUUAUCCAGGUAAUACUGGAGGGUUCAAUGGUAAUGAUUUUAUCCGUACCAUUGGUGAUAUUAUUGGUGGCAUUGUGGGUAAUAUUGGUGGAGGUCUUAAUGGAGGUCGCCGUGGUGCUGCAGUUGCUGUGCAAACUAAGGACAAUACUCAUAACUAA